AAUCAAACCUUUUUAUUUUCCCCCUUCAUUUAAAUGUUUUAUUUUCGAAUUUCUAACCCGAUUUUUAUCAACACACAGGGAGACUAUAGAAAACGCCUCAUCUAGCGACGCUCCGAGACGCGACUGAUCUCGGCCAAGACAUCGACGGGGAACCGCAGCCUCUUGGAUUAUAUUUGUACAAGUGAAGCCUAUUUGUACAAGUGAAGCCUACGUGGCAGUAACUAUAUUGUUGACCAAGAGCUUCGAAUACUUGGGCCGUGCGUCACCUAAACCCUAGAGAGAGAGAGAGAGAGAGAGAGAGAGAGAGAGAGAGAGAGAGAGAGAGAGAGAGAGAGAGAGAGAGAGAGAGAGAGAGAGAGAGAGAGAGAGAGAGAGAGAGAGAGAGAGAAUGAGAAUGUGUUAGGUGAUGUACGCACUUCAUUGAAAAGAAGGAAAAAAAUCGAAUAAUAGAGAAAGAAUUAAAAAAACGCAAAAGAAAAGAAAAGAAAAGACAUAAAAAAGAGAUAGCAAGAAACAAACAAACAAACAACAAAACAAAAAACCACAUCUCCCCCGGUUAAUUGGUCUUCCCAAUUCUGUGCGCAUCCCUAUUCUGGACUACGUUGACCGCGAUUCGUGUGUGUGUGCGCCAGCGGUCUUGCCAUCCCGUGACACCCCGCGCGCGAUCCUGGCGAGGAUGGUGCAAGGCAACACUUCCUCUGCAGGAUUCACUCGCCUCGUGAUGGCGACGCUUCCGAUCCUACUCCUGGUGACAACUGCUUACGCCUCGCUGCAGACUGAAUCCGGCUCCUGCUGGAAACUCCGGCGUUCGGAUGGAUACUGCGGCCGCCUCCUUCGGGCUAACGUGACGAAGGAAUCCUGCUGCUUCGGGCGUCACCGCAGGGGCUGGAGUGGAUCGUCCGCGCUCCCUUCGCCGGGGUCCUUCGCCUCCAACUCCUCCAGCAGGAAUUCGGUCAUCAGCGACCCCCCGCCGCCGAUGUGCGCGCCGUGUGCCCACGGCACGAAAACCGACGACUGCAAGCACGACUCCGGCAAGCGCGAGAAGCAACGGAAGGAGAAGCGCAAGCAGAAGAAGCUGAAGGAACGUCGCGAACGCCUGCAUCGCCUUCAGGACCUGGGCGUUGUCGUCACGACCCCGAACUCAGUGGCGGAAGGCGAUCGGGUCGACAACGAGCAACCGGACGCUCCUGAGGUGUUCGUGGGUUCGGCGGAGGGCGAGAGAGGCGAGGAGGAAGGGGAUGAGAGAAGAGACUCGGAGAGGAAGAAGAAGAGGAGGAGGAGGAGGAAGGGCUGCAGGACCGAAAGAGGGAAGAAGAAAGGCGACAGACGAGCGAAGGGGGGAGGGGAGUGAUCAUCUUUCGUCACCGCUUUGAAACCCUACCCACACCCCCAGCGGCGACGCAAUCGACAGGGAGACUUUCAAGAUCUCUCGUAGCAAAACGGAAUACGUGGAACGAGUAAAAAAGGAAAGAAAGAAAGGAAGGAUAAAAGAUAAUAAUAAUAAUAGUAAUAAGGAUCGAUCAAAACUCCCAUGUGUAUGGUUAUUUUAUUCUUAAAGACUAGUGAUCUGCUUUGGAUGAGGUUUUGUGGAUGAGGAAUAGAUAUUAGUGGCUUUAUAAAGCUGUUCAUUGCAUCAUUCGUGGGUGAGACUAGAAUGCGCGCUAUAGUGAAGUUAUGAUCAUUAAUUAACGAAUCUGUGUGAGAAAUAUAGGAUGGACGGUUCUACAGAGCACAAAUGAUAUUAUUUUAAGACUUCUAUACAGCUCUAAUUGUAUGUGUUACACUAUAAGAAAUAUAUAAAUGUACUGUGUUGUUUUACACUACGGUAAAAUGUGAGAUGCUUUCGUGGUAUUUUUUAACAUAUUCCAACGACGUCGAAAAUGUGUCUGGAAUUAAUCAUGUCAGCCUCUCUCUGUUUCUCUCAAUGCUUAUAUAUAUAUCUUUUCCUUAUUUUGUUAUAUUCUUUAUAUCGUAUCACUGCAGUCGCUCCUUAAUACAUAUAAUUCUACAACGUAACCAGGACAUUGUACAAAAUACACUUCAGUAUACUUCAUUACGUAUGGUUACAGAGCUAUUUCGACACUUUGUUUUGUUAUCUGUGUUCCUUUUGUGUUGGCUAUACACAAAACCAUUAUUCUCCCUCUCCCUCUCCCUCUCUCUCUCUCUCUCUCUCUCUCUCUCUCCUCUCUCUCUCUCUCUCUCUCUCUCCCUCUCUCUAUCACUCUAUCUCUCUCUUUUCAACUCUUUUUAAUCGUAACUGACGUGGUUUGAUAUAAUAAGCACUACUUGGUUUAGAUUUCAUCGAUUAGCUCGCAUUUAUUUAUUUUUCUCCUUAUCUCUUUCCUUGCCACUUUACAGCAUUUCGUAUGGUUUUAUAGCGAUUUAGGAAAAGGAUUACUCACUCGUUUAUUAUACAUUAUUGCAUCUUUCAUGUCUCCUUCCAGUCUAUAUUUUAACGUUUUUUUUAUUACACCUGUAUGCUAAUAAAUCAAUUUGUAACAUACUUUUCAUGAAAAAAUGAGAUUAACAUAAGUUUUUAAUAAAUAUGCAAACGUCUUGAUUAUCUAUCAAAUUGGCGUGAUUAUUAGCAAUGGGUAUUCCGUUUCCCUUAUUAAAAACCUAAUUCUGUUACUCUUAUAAUGUUGCACUUUUUCAGACAUACGUUGAUACUGAUUUGCCAAUAGCUAUGUGAUAUCUGUACAGUGGGUUUUACAUAAUCUGCGAAUCCCCAGAAAGUUACGUUACCCUUUGACACUGACAGAAACAGGUUUAACUAUUCCUGUAUCUAGAUUUACUAAAAGGGCGGUAAGAAGAUUGUACUUUUCCCCUAUCUAAACCAACAUAAGUAAUAGUUGCUACGGUGUUCAAAAUGCUGGCCAUUUCCCAGCGCCCGCAAAGGAAGGUAUUAAACAAUUAUGAUUUGAGAUGUAUAUUUCCCGUUCAAAACGCAGAAUUUCAGCGCGAUUAUGACUCCACUAUCUCGUUUUGAAUUCGACGAAUAGAUGGUACUAUCACCUGGGCAAUUUGCUGAGGUUAAGUGGGAUCCAAACAAGCAGGGAUGUCACGACUAAAGUGAUUGGUGAUGAGACUGUGUUUUGGUCGCUCUCUCCGCCUUGUGGUUUGCCUAAUGGCGGACACUUUAUAAUACUGAAAGAGUGUUUGUAAAAAGUGCGUGGGAACUCUGCACUGAGUGUUCUUGUUCUGUUGCAGAAAGUAAUUCACUCGCAAUUGUGAAUAAGUUUGCAGUGGAGAAAAAAAAAAGUUUUCUGCAACUGUGCUCUUUUGAAGUCUAUUGUCUAAGUACCUACAUAGAAUGCGACAAUGAAAUAAGUUUUCUUAAGUUUUAUGCAUUAUGUGUUUACAUAUUGUAGUGUUAUAACGAGUUGUUAUAACAAACUGUUUUUGAAAUCAGAUGUCUGAAAGGUACAGAAAGCUGAAUCCUUUUUAUGUACUAUGAAUAAUUAAAAAAUAUAAAAGGAAUACCGUGGUUCUGUAUUACCGCUUUAGUGUGUACAGAAUUAGCAUAAUAAAAUAACAUCUUGACAGUA
Molecule: messenger RNA, 3548 nt
Organism: Penaeus monodon (black tiger shrimp)
Lineage: Eukaryota; Metazoa; Arthropoda; Malacostraca; Decapoda; Penaeidae
Product: follistatin-like
Biological process (GO): anatomical structure development
Molecular function (GO): collagen binding; calcium ion binding; protein binding
Source: RefSeq, a predicted model, not a curated record